This is a messenger RNA of Equus quagga, 3398 nucleotides long. Its product is annotated as zinc finger protein 564-like. Lineage: Eukaryota; Metazoa; Chordata; Mammalia; Perissodactyla; Equidae. Bases 350 to 1684 code for a protein of 444 amino acids. Gene Ontology annotation, biological process: regulation of transcription by RNA polymerase II. The record is from RefSeq and is a predicted model, not a curated record. Gene Ontology annotation, molecular function: RNA polymerase II cis-regulatory region sequence-specific DNA binding; DNA-binding transcription factor activity, RNA polymerase II-specific. The transcript is spliced from 4 exons.
UGCUGCUCAAGCAGCGCUGGGGUCCCCGUCUCUCCGCCAGUAAAGGGCUUUAUGUGCUUCUGCCGCCUGUUCUGUCCAGUUGUAACCGGUACCGACCUUAGGAGUUGCAAGAAGGACUCCAGGGGACGCAGGAAACGUAGAAAUGGUGAGACUUGGGGCCUGGAGUCAGGAUUUGGGGGAAGAGUGUCUGGCCCAAAGUGGACUCUCCUUCUCGCUUCUGCCCUGCUCCGGGUGGUUUGUCUCCUGCUGUUAACGGUCCUGGUGGCUCUGCCGCAGCCUCUAUCCCGCUGUGACCUGCACUGGCCGUGGGGGUCCUAGGAAGGACUCAGGGGACCCAGGAGCCCUAGAAAUGGACUCAGUGGCCAUUGAGGACGUGGCUGUGAGCUUCACCCCAGAGGAGUGGGCUAUACUGGAUCCUUCGCAGAAGAAACUCUACAGAGACGUGAUGUGGGAAACCUUCAGGCACCUGGCCUCAGUAGCAAAAACAUGGGAACAUCAUGAUAUUGAAGAUGAGUACAAAAACCAGGGGAGAAAACUAAGAAGUCAUAUAGUAGUUAGACUCUGUGAAAAUGAAGAGCAUAGUCAAUGUAGAGAAAACUUCAGCCUUAUUCCAAAUCUGAAUCUGAACAAGAAAACUACAGGAGCAAAACCAUGUGAGUGCAGUGUAUGUGGAAAAGUCUUCAUGCAUCAUUCAUCACUUAACAGGCACAUUAGACGUCACACUGACUACAAACCAUAUGAGUAUCAAAACUAUGGAGAGAAGCCAUAUAAAUGUAAGGAAUGUGGGAAAGCCUUCACUUUUCCCAGUUCUCUUCGAAUACAUGAAAGAACUCAUACUGGAGAGAAACCCUAUGAAUGUAAAACUUGCAGUAAGGCAUUCAUUUCUCCCAGUUCGCUCCAAAAGCAUGAAAGAAUUCAUACUGGAAAGAAACCCUUUGAAUGUAAAAUAUGUGGUAAAGCCUUCAGUUUUCCCAGUAAUGUUCAAAUACAUGAAAGAACUCAUACUGGAGAGAAACCUUAUGAAUGUAAAAUAUGUGGUAAAGCCUUCAGUUUUUCUUGCAGUGUUCAAGUACAUGAAAGAAUUCAUACUGGAGAGAAGCCCUAUGAGUGUAAGGAAUGUGGGAAAGCCUUUAAAACUCCCUCGAGCCUUCGAUCACACAUGAUCUCUCACACUGGAGAUGGACCGUACAAAUGCAAGGACUGCAAUAAAGCAUUCAUUUCUCCCAGUGCAUUUCGAAUACAUGAAAGAAUUCAUACUGGAGAGAAACCAUUUGAAUGUAAAAUAUGUGGUAAAUCCUUCCGUUUUUCCUAUUCUCUUCGAAAGCAUGAAAGAACUCACACUGGAGAGAAACCCUAUGAAUGUAAAAAAUGCACUAAAGCAUUCACUUCUUCCUGUUCUCUUCAAAAACACGGAAGAACUCAUACUGGAGAGAAACCCUAUGAAUGUAAAAAAUGCAGUAAAGCAUUCAGUUCUUGCAGUUCUCUUCGACUACAUGAAAGAAAUCACACCGGAGAGAAACCCUAUGAAUGUAAUAAAUGCAAUAAAGCAUUCACUUCUUCCAGUUCUCUUCGAAAACAUGAAAGAACUCAUGCUGGAGUGAAACCUUAUGAGUUUAAAAGAUACAGUAGAGCAUUUGCUUCUUCCAGUUCUCUCCAAAAACAUGAAAGAAAGCAUACUAGAUAGAAACUACGAAUGUACAAAAGUCACAAAGCAUUUAGUUUUCCCAGUUCGUUUCCAAGACAUGAAUGAAGUCACGAUGGAGAGAAAUACUAUGAAUGUCAGUAAAACGGGGAAGCCUUUAUUUAUUUCUCAUGAAAACUUUUGAAGAUAUGUGAGAAUGCACACUAGAGGAAAAAUCAUGUAAAGAAUGUAGGAAAGGCUCUUGUCAUCCCACCUCUUUCUGAAGGCAUGAAAGGACUCACUUGAUAAAACCCUCUUGAAUGUAAACAUCAUGGGAAACACUUCAAUUGGCCUACAUCCUUCUAUGUGAAACUCCCGCCAAAAAGAAAUAAUAAAUGUAAGUCAUAUGAGAAAACUUGAUGGAAAUUAAUUUGUAUAUGAUGUUCUAGAAAACUUUCAACAUGAAAGAGUUGUUAUAAAAGUUGUAAAUAUAUUGUGUUUACCAAGCUUCUUUCUUAAAGUGCAACAUUGGAUUGUAGAGUUCUAUUAAUACAUUUCAGAAAUGAAUAUUGAGGUGAGAAAAUUCUGAAAGUCAUCCUUCAUCAAUACUACAUAAAGAUUAAUAUGUGGUGCUCUUUUCUUAAAUCAGUUAAUAAUAUUUUCUCUUUAAUUGUUUUAAGAUGUUUUAAUUGUUCUGUGUUAAGGGGCCAUUGAAAAAUGGUAGUUUGUAGUUGUCAGGAUUUUUUUAUUGGCAUUGUAUUACAGUUCCAGAAUAUGCCUAAUCUGUUGUAUGUAUUGUACAUUUCUUAGAGAAAGCUCCUUUUUUGGGGGUGGUGAGUAUAGGAUCCUGUUUUCAUUUUCCAUACUAUUAAAUAGUUGAAUAAAUUUUUAUGUAUGGGAAGUUUAUCAAAGAGUAUACUUUUCUGUUAAUUCUUAUUUUCAAAUGUGGUUCUUUGCUCUUUCUCCUUCCUUCUGAGUGUUAUCUGGUGAAGAGACUGAAUUCAGUCGAGGCCUGUGAUAGGGCAACAAAAUCUAGAGCUGGACACAUCACCCCUGUCAGUGAGGGUAAAAUAAAGAACUAAAUCUUUAAGAAUCCACCCCCUUUAUGGUUCCAUGUUGGAAUUCCCCAAUAGCCUCACUUGCAUGAGAUUUGGAAGGCAGAAGCAAACAAGGCAUUAGGCAGAUUCUGGAGCCACCAUACAAGGAGACAGACAGUUACAUAGGAGCUUUGGGGACACCAUCUUACAUCCCAUUCUCUGGAUUCUUCGCUAUUCUAGUCAAGAGUAUCUUGAAAAUCACCACCAACUGUUUGAUUUCCAUUUACUCAGAGGUGUAUUUUCCACUGAUGUUUUCACAAUUUUCACACCAAAUAUCCAUUAGAGUUAGAAUAAUUCUGUGAGACCUCUUGUGUCCACCAGGAAACUAAUUGAGACUUUUUUGCUUGUGAGUAUUCUCUGAUUCUCCUCUUCUCUAGAUGGUAUCUGAAAUAGGUCAAAUUUGUAUAGGAAACACCUUAUACUGUUAAUAGUGCUAGUGAGCUUGUUUUCCUGAUUCACCAUGACAUCUACAAUGGGGCACAAAAAGGACAUAGGAGUUUGUUUCUCUUCUGCAUUGUGCAUCAGCUGCCUUGACCCAGUUCUUUCAUGUGAAAACAGUUGCCUUUCUCAUAUCAGGAAGACUGUGUUUCCUGUUACUUGUAGCUGAACAUAUUCCCUCAAUAUGUUUUCAAUAAUGUUUGAUUGUAUGUCAUUAAAACUGUAUCUCCUUGUGAAAUGAA